This is a messenger RNA of Cyprinus carpio (common carp), 1983 nucleotides long. RefSeq lists its product as uncharacterized. The transcript is spliced from 11 exons. The record is from RefSeq and is a predicted model, not a curated record. Gene Ontology annotation, biological process: neutrophil migration. Gene Ontology annotation, cellular component: cell surface; apical plasma membrane. Lineage: Eukaryota; Metazoa; Chordata; Actinopteri; Cypriniformes; Cyprinidae. The coding region runs from base 259 to 1983 and encodes 574 amino acids.
CAAAAAAAAUUAUGUCACCAUUAUAGUGGUCAGUGUUUGCUUUAGUUGGGCUCUUGACCCUUACGUCUUUAAAAUUAGAUUUGGUUUGUCAAAGCCUGUCCAGGCAAUUAUUAUGUCUAUGAGUUGGUUAGACCAACUGUGAAUUGGUCAGCCUACUGUGCAGGUGGUUAUAUUUAUAUGAACUCCUGUUAUACAUUCAUGAUAUUUUGUGUCUCUAUUCAUUAAUCACUAUCAUCCAAACUUUCAGAUGUCGGCAGCAUGAACAGCAGCUCUACAACCGUCACACCAGCGACCCUCUCAACUGCCAUUCUGCCUGAUCCCUGUUACAACUACACUCUGCUGGACGAUCGAUGGAGAGCCACCAAUAAUAUUCAUUCCAUUCAUGAAUAUCACAAGAGUGACACCAAUGUCACCUGGAGCGGCUGGUAUCGUCUCUUCAUUAACGGCCUGAAUGCUCAGAUCCCAGAUACGUGUAUUACAACAUAUGGCUGUGGCACUCAUAUUCCACUGUGGAUUCGUGGUGGACACCCAAGAGUUCAAGAUGGAGUCGUCACUCGAGAUGUCUGCGGUCACUGGGACAAUUACUGCUGCUAUUACGGGUCUUACCCCAUUAAAGUCAAAGCCUGUCCAGGCAAUUAUUAUGUCUAUGAGUUGGUUAGACCAACUGUGAAUUGGUCAGCCUACUGUGCAGAUGUCGGCAGCAUUAACAGCAGCUCUACAACCGUCACACCAGCGACCCUCUCAACUGAUGUCGGCAGCAUUAACAGCAGCUCUACAACCGUCACACCAGCGACCCUCUCAACUGCCAUUCUGCCUGAUCCCUGUUACAACUACACUGUGCUGGACGAUCGAUGGAGAGCCACCAAUAAUAUUCAUUCCAUUCAUGAAUAUCACAAGAGUGACACCAAUGUCACCUGGAGCGGCUGGUAUCGUCUCUUCAUUAACGGCCUGAAUGCUCAGAUCCCAGAUACGUGUAUUACAACAUAUGGCUGUGGCACUCAUAUUCCACUGUGGAUUCGUGGUGGACACCCAAGAGUUCAAGAUGGAGUCGUCACUCGAGAUGUCUGCGGUCACUGGAACAAUUACUGCUGCUAUUACGGGUCUUACCCCAUUAAAGUCAAAGCCUGUCCAGGCAAUUAUUAUGUCUAUGAGUUGGUUAGACCAACUGUGAAUUGGUCAGCCUACUGUGCAGAUGUCGGCAGCAUUAACAGCAGCUCUACAACCGUCACACCAGCGACCCUCUCAACUGAUGUCGGCAGCAUUAACAGCAGCUCUACAACCGUCACACCAGCGACCCUCUCAACUGCCAUUCUGCCUGAUCCCUGUUACAACUACACUGUGCUGGACGAUCGAUGGAGAGCCACCAAUAAUAUUCAUUCCAUUCAUGAAUAUCACAAGAGUGACACCAAUGUCACCUGGAGCGGCUGGUAUCGUCUCUUCAUUAACGGCCUGAAUGCUCGGAUCCCAGAUACGUGUAUUACAACAUAUGGCUGUGGCACUCAUAUUCCACUGUGGAUUCGUGGUGGACACCCAAGAGUUCAAGAUGGAGUCGUCACUCGAGAUGUGGGCGGUCACUGGAACAAUUACUGCUGCUAUUACGGGUCUUACCCCAUUAAAGUCAAAGCCUGUCCAGGCAAUUAUUAUGUCUAUGAGUUGGUUAGACCAAUUGUGAAUUGGUCAGCCUACUGUGCAGAUGUCGUCAGCAUUAACAGCAGCUCUACAACCGUCACACCAGCGACCCUCUCAACUGAUGUCGGCAGCAUUAACAGCAGCUCUACAACCGUCACACCAGCGACCCUCUCAACUGCCAUUCUGCCUGAUCCCUGUUACAACUACACUGUGCUGGACGAUCGAUGGAGAGCCACCAAUAAUAUUCAUUCCAUUCAUGAAUAUCACAAGAGUGACACCAAUGGUCACCUGGAGCGGCUGUAUCGUCUCUUCAUUAACGGCCUUAAUGCUCAGAUCCCAGAUACGUGUAUAUAA